Molecule: messenger RNA, 684 nt
Organism: Colletotrichum siamense
Lineage: Eukaryota; Fungi; Ascomycota; Sordariomycetes; Glomerellales; Glomerellaceae
Exons: 1
Coding region: 1-684 (227 amino acids)
Biological process (GO): mycotoxin biosynthetic process
Source: RefSeq, a predicted model, not a curated record
AUGGUGCUCGCGGCGGCCCGAGCCUGGUCAAAUAUCGAGCCGCUAGUUCCUGACCAUGUCACCGCGGCCACAGAUCCCCUGAAUUACGGCUACUACGUGCCCGAGCCGAUUCCCUACGACAUCUUCAACAACGUAUCACUGAUGGAACAGCGAAUAGCGGAGCUAGAGUACGCCAAUGUAGCCACAGGGGUGAAGGCCAACUCACAGUACGGCGUCUACAUUGACGAUUCGGGCAGGCAGCAAUUCCUUUAUCCCAAGAUCACCAUCAACAACACCGAGGCCUAUGUCAUAUCAGGAUUGCACCAGAUGCACUGCAUGAUGGAGAUGCUGCGCGAUUACGGCCUGCUCGUCAACGGGUUCCGCCCGCUGUGGAACGACCACCACGUUAUUCACUGCUUCAACAAAUGGUAUAGGUCCAUUGCCUGCUCUGCAGACAGUACGGCCGAGGGUUACCAGGAGCCAUUCGGCAGUGUGCCCAUGAGCGAGAUCCGCCGCGCGAGCUGGGCCAGCAGCGUGCCGCGGUGCCGCGACUUUCGCGCUCUUGUGCGAUGGGCUGAGGACCCGAUACGUGCCCUGCCCUUCCACUAUGAUUCGGGUCUUAACGUGACGGCUGUUUCUAGGUUGUCGGAGGAGUGUGACUUGACUAAGUGCCGUGAUGAGGGUGGUUGGAAGGGCCUGGACUGA